Messenger RNA from Boeremia exigua, 1365 nucleotides. RefSeq lists its product as uncharacterized. The record is from RefSeq and is a predicted model, not a curated record. Bases 134 to 916 code for a protein of 260 amino acids. Lineage: Eukaryota; Fungi; Ascomycota; Dothideomycetes; Pleosporales; Didymellaceae. The transcript has 2 exons.
UUUAUCAACGACAGUGUAGCGCAGCGAAGCGAGCCUGUAAGCAGGGGCAGCAGAUUCAUUUGGUAAACGAAAGCUGUCGACAUAGCACUGACUGUCGCCGCAGUUGGCCUGGGGCUCAGAAUGGCAGUCGGAGAUGGCUGACAAUACAGACCACACUGUGCCCCUACUGGACGAUGUCGCCGCCUUCGACGAUGUCGCCGCCUUCGACGAUGCCGUCGGGUUUGAACAGCCUGCGAUCACACCCUCGGCCGAUGAUCCACCGACUUUCGCAUAUUUCACACAAAAUCCGCCAGGAUUAGAUCUGCCGAUGAGCUACUCAUCAGAUGCCACCACCCAAGCUGGAAGCUACGCCUACGAUACUCCACCUCAGGCAAUGUGCUAUGACGCAGUCCCAAAUAUCGACGAAGACAACUCAUUCAUUCAGGACGAUUCGAUGCCCGGUCUCGAAUUUCAAGCUGGAGUGAUUCCGUAUCCUUCCAUCGUGCAUUCCCAGGGUUCUCAAAGCCACAAUGGACAUGUGUAUGACCUACCAAGUUCAGAAUUUCCCGGCCCACAGGACACCCAGUUCCUUUCUUCCGACCAAUACACGCCUAUGCAGCGAGGUGGUUCGAACCUAAGUCUGACCUCCACCAACUCAGCGCUUUCGAAUACGACGCUAUACUCGCAGUCUAGUGGAGUAGAAAAGAACGUGUCGUGCCACUUGUGCCCCCAAUCAUUCACUGGCAGCUACUGCAAAAGAAACCUAACUAGGCACAGACAAACGAUCCACGGCGAGGGCGGGUCAAGAUCCUUCGCGUGUCAGGAAGACGGCUGCAGGCGCAAGUAUAAACGUAGUGACGCACUUGUGGCUCACCAGGUCAAAGUCCAUUCACGCCCACGUCCGACCCGACCAAGGAGGACGCUCGAAGAAGAGUGAGACAACAUUCCUCUGAUACUCAAAUCUCUGAGUCGUGACAUUACACACAUCAAGUCUAGCUACCUUUGCGGGCAGACAUCAACCCGCACCGUCUACCGCGCCCGAGUUUACCACCGUCCUUCGAUGCCGUCAAUUUAAGCUCGAACCAAUGAACACCUUGAUGCCGAUGGACCAGUCAGAUUUGUCGUAUCAUGGAUAUCACACGUCGGUUUCACAUUAGUGAGGCGAACACCUACUUCCUGCCGGACAGGGAAUCCAUCGCACACAUCAAAUCGCGCACGAUUCGUCAAUUAAACGAGCGACAACCCCAGCAGCAUCGACAUAGUUGAAGCUGACCAACUACUUCAUUCUAUUGUGUAUCAAUACGACAUAUUCGCUGCUGCCUAAAGAGGCCCUAGGACGAAGCAAGCGCUUACGCAUCGUCCAACCAUCGCGGGACACAGCUACCA